Chaetomium strumarium is the source of this 1388-nucleotide messenger RNA. RefSeq lists its product as uncharacterized. Lineage: Eukaryota; Fungi; Ascomycota; Sordariomycetes; Sordariales; Chaetomiaceae. The transcript has a single exon. Bases 268 to 1008 code for a protein of 246 amino acids. The record is from RefSeq and is a predicted model, not a curated record.
CCGGCUACGUGGGCGCUCUUCUGAUGGUAGACCAAGGCCAGUUGCACGCAAUCAUGCAAACCACUGCAGUCCCGGUCUCUCUCGAAUUUUUGCCUUCGUGAGAUGUUGCGCAGACAUGGCGGGUUGCUGGCUCUUCCAUCCCACCAACCCCCCUAGAUCCCAUUUCUCUCUCUCUUCGUGCCUGUCUGAAACUGUACAUCCUCGUCCAUCACAUGCCAUACCGGACUCUGGACAUCAAGACAAUGCGACGAUACCCAGGAGCCCAUUAUGUCCACCGUGUGCACCAUCCAAGGUAGCCCGAACCUCUACGGCCUCGGCAUCCGUGUCUCGUUCUACCUCCUUUGGUUUUUUAUCCCGCUCGCCGAGCGAUGGCAUGAGGAUCAUGCUGGAGUGCCUCGGGCCGCCGAGCUGAUUCUAGCCCUUGCCGUCUUUAUCGGCCUGGCUUUGGCCCUGUCAGAUGGGUAUCUCUUUGCCGUCGAGGUCUAUAUCGCACUGCUACUUCUUUCGACAGGGAUCUACCUCCUCGUCCCUCGCAACGUAAGGCACCUGGUGGGCUGGAUCCGCCCGGACUGGGGCUCAGGGACCCGGCGUAGUAGCUUCGGUAUCGGUGGAGUGAUCCGGUUCCUGUUUGUGCUCAUCAUAGUCAGUCUUCAACUGUGGUUCUGGGCUUCUGGCGUUGAGUCGACAUCCAUCGACCGUAACUUGAGAAAUCCGAGCGGGUGCUGUCCGUGUGAGCCGCCGCAGCAGGUCGGCUUCAUUUUCGGCCCCGUCGAGAUGCAUAGUGGCGGGUUCCGGGCUACAAACGGCCUGUUUAUGCUGGGAGUCCUUCUAGGAGCGUUGAUCAUCGGUGCUAUGAAGGCGGGAGUCAUCAGGAGGAGGAGGGCGAGACGUCGAAGGAGAGCCAAGUAUGUAAAGGGAUGCAGGCGGGUCCCCCUGCUACUCCCGCGGUUCUUGCUAGCCCGGUGCUCCAAGCUGACCAUUGCAGCCCCUUGCCCAAUGCCGUCAUAAAAGAGGUCCAAACCUUCGGUGGUCUAACCGUUGCAAGCCUUCUAGUGGCUGCUAUUGAACUGACCAUCGAGUGGAACGGAAUUUCGGCUGCCGUUAACCAGGUGAACACGGCUGCGCAGUUGAUCCCCCUUGGCAUUGUCAUUGGGAUAAUUCUGGCGUUCCUGUAUGAUCGGAGAAACGACUCUCCUGGCAACGACAGAGAGAGCAAUACCAAUGGCGGCAGGGGCAGUAAUGGUACCGGCGACAUAGACCCCACUGCCUCGUCGAUGUAUUGGUGGGGGGAUUACCCCGUGAGAAUCGCCAGGUCAGUCACUGCCUUAGAUACACGAGGGUAGUUGGACAGAAGACAAGACUUACGAUGUGCUCUAGCCCACGGCUUC